Vigna unguiculata (cowpea) is the source of this 511-nucleotide messenger RNA. Its product is annotated as endoglucanase 17-like. Gene Ontology annotation, molecular function: hydrolase activity, hydrolyzing O-glycosyl compounds. NCBI's taxonomy places the organism in Eukaryota, Viridiplantae, Streptophyta, Magnoliopsida, Fabales, Fabaceae. Gene Ontology annotation, biological process: carbohydrate metabolic process. The record is from RefSeq and is a predicted model, not a curated record.
ACACUUCCUUCGUUCCUUUGCUUUUUGAUUUCUUUUUCUCUGAACCACAAUCGCGUCGCUUCUCCUCCUAGGGAUUCACAGCCAUGGGAGCUCCGCAAGAACUGCCUCCUCAAAAUUCGUCAUCCAUUCGUCACUGUCGCCGAGGUAUUCCAGUUUGCUGAUAAGUACAGGAGGUCCUACAACAAUGCCUUGAAACCCUUUGUGUGCCCCUUCUACUGUUGUUACUCUGGUUAUCAGGAUGAGCUAUUGUGGGGUGCUGCCUGGCUGCACAAGGCUACCAAGAAUCCAAUGUACCUAAACUACAUUAAAGUUAAUGGCCAGAUCCUUGGAGUUGUAGAGUUUGACAACACCUUUGGGUGGGAUAACAAGCAUGUUGGAGCAAGAAUACUUCUUUCCAAGGAAUUCUUCGUUCAAAGGGUAUAAUCCCUUCAUGACUAUAAGGGCUAUGUAGACAAUUUCGUUUGUUCCCUAAUUCUUGGGACCUAUUUCUCUUCCAUCCAUUAUACCCCAG